Messenger RNA from Cladocopium goreaui, 1032 nucleotides. The record is from the annotation of a GenBank genome assembly. NCBI's taxonomy places the organism in Eukaryota, Dinophyceae, Suessiales, Symbiodiniaceae.
AUGAACUAUUCUCUUUUGGUGGCACCCAAAAAGUAUGACCCACAGACAGAGGACCUGACAACGGAGCUCUAUCGCAUGCGCGGCAUGCUUCGCGCUGGGAAGGCACGGGAUCUCUGCCUUCGCGUUUCGUUGGGAUGGCUGGAGGUGAAACAGCUCAGCCGAAUCCGGACCUCCUUGGCUGAGCUGGAGGCCACGGCGAAGGAGCUUUUCGAGAGCGGCCGUCUGCUGCAGCAGCUGCCCACCCUGGAUGCGGCGCUCCAAGCGGCGGAGCAACGGCUGAAGACGGAACGGAGCAACGAAGGUCAGGAGCUGUACUUCAUGGCGCGCUUGUUGCGUGGCACCAUCCAUCAACAAGGCUUGGCACUGGAUGAUGAAGCAGUGGAAAAGAUGGUGAAUGCAUACACUCUGUCAAAUGCCCAUUUCUGGGAGGACUAUUACAGCACCGUGGAUGCAGAGCGUUUCGACUGGUAUGGCACAUGGGACACUGACAUCACUUGGGACGGCGGUGGAACAUCCUCCAUGGGGUCAGUCCUUCGUCCCUUCCUCCGCGCGGACGCCGAGAUGCUGAUGGUCGGCUGCGGACGCUCGGAGAUGUCGCAGCAGAUGUACCGUGAAGGCUUCCAGCGUAUCACCAACAUCGACAUCAGCCGUCCGCUGCUGGAGCGUCUUCAGAGGAAGUUGGGCGAAGAGAUGCCGUUGAUGUCCUGGCGCUGGAUGAACGCCUCAUCCUUACUGUUGCCUGAUGGCAGCAUGGAUGUCGUCAUCGAGAAGGGCACCUUGGAUUCCCUUCAGGACAACCUUCCACUCUUCAAGGCAGCUGUGCGAGAAAUGCAUCGGGUACUACGGACAGGAGAAGUGCUGAUUUCCAUCACCGAUGCAGAUCGUCUCUCCGAGCUUCAAAGUCUGGCGCCAUUUCGCUGUCAAGGCUUUGCAGGACAGGUGGCCCAUCAGAAACGUUUGCAGCUGUAUGUUUGUCACAAGUCCGUCUCCCUGUGGGACGAGUUGACGUCCUGGUUCAAGUUGGAGCUCUGA